GACGCUGCCCCCGCUGCCCAAAAUGUCGGCGCCCAGAGGGAGGUGUAAGUAAUUAAAGAGGAAAGCCGACGGACUUCCCCGGCCUCCCGGGGCCGCCCCGGGUCUCCAGGACCAACGCUCCGUACGAGCGAGGUGGACUCGCCUGGCCCCGGGGCCUGCCCGACCUGCCCCCCAACCGGGCGCCCAGGGCUGCACCUUUUAGGGGCAGGGGGAGGGGCACAAAAGGCCGGCUCUCGGGGCCUGGGGCCUGGAGCAGACUGGGCAAGUGGGGGGGCCCGCUCCUCAGGCUGCGGGGUGGAGGAGGAGGCGGGGCCUAGUGGCUGCUGGGGCGGAGCAAGGGCUGGGAGGAGCCUGAGUUGGGCGGAGCUUAGAGUGGAAGUGGGAGGGGCGUGGAGGAGGGAGAGUCUGGAUAGAAAAUGGGAGGGUCUUAGGCAAAGAGGUGGGGUUUGAUAAAGGGGCGUGGCUCAGAAGGAAUGGUGGGUAGGCCCUGGAUUGAGGGGUGGAAGGAAACUCAUUGAGGCUGGUUGGGUAAAGGGAGCCCAGGAAGCAGGAGGGAGGAGUUUAGAGUAGAAGGGAUGGAGUUUGUCUGGGGUGUGGCUUAGAGAAGUAGGUAGGCCUAGUGAGGGGGGUGGAGUUUAAGGGUGUAAUUUGGAGGGGUUUAAUGCAACUAUCAGGUCUUUAUAAUGAAUGUGGAAAGGACUUGCAGGGGAUGGGAAUAGACUUCGUAGAGAAGGCCUGAGAAGGUGACGGGAGUCCAGUGGAGAGUCUUAGAAAGGAUGUGGCUUCUUUAAAGGAAAAAUUGGGUGGAGUUUUGGAAGUGGGUCUUAGUGGACCCGAGAGGGGCUUAGAUAAGUCAAAUAACUUAGCAAUCAUGGUAGGACUUAAGGAGGAAUCCAGGAGGAACUUACGGGAUAAUAGUCAUCCAAACAGCUUACUUGUUGCGUCUUUGCUGUGCACCAGCUUAAGUGGGCACGUAGCAUUUAUUGCCACAAUUUUACUUAAUUCUCGCCACCACUCCAUGAGGUAGGUACUACUAUUCCCAUUUUACAGAUGAAGAAUUUUUAUUAUCUGAUGUUACAGGAGUAAUUCUGGUCUCCCUGCAAGGAUGACUCCAGUGUGCUUAGCCCCAAAUCUUUGCCCUCCCAUUCGCUAAGUGGUCAUCCUGGAAGAGGAGUGGGAGGAGCUUAGAGGGGAGUGGGAGGGCCUUUUGGAAGGAAAAGGGCUUGGCAAAGAAUACAAGAUCCUUAGGGAACAUUGUGGGGGACUUUGAAGGGAGUAGGUGGGACUUAAGGAAGAGUGGGAGAGGCUUAAAUUACAGUGGGAGGGGCACAGAGAGCAGUGGCCGCGCAUUGGCGAAGAGCGAGGAGAGGCUUAAAAACACUCCGUGGAGUGAGGAGACUAUGAAGUGAUUAGGAAGAUUUUGCCACAGGCGUGGAGCCGCGAGAGAAGGGUUUCUAAGAGAGUAGGAGGAUUUUAAAGAACAAUGAGAGUGGCUUAGAGAGGUGGGCAGUGGGAGGGUCUCCCAGGGGACAGGUGGUGGGUCUGGGAACCUGGGAGGAGAGAGCUGAUGGGGAGCCGACCCCCUCACCUGCUCCUCUGUCUCCCCACUACUCCAGAGAGAGCCCCCACAUACCACUGUAUUCCCCGCCACCAUGGAUGACGUCCCCGCCCCAACCCCUGCACCAGCACCGCCCGCCGCUGCCGCCCCCAGGGUCCCGUUUCACUGCAGUGAAUGUGGCAAGAGCUUCCGCUACCGCUCAGACCUGCGGCGCCACUUUGCCCGGCACACAGCGCUCAAGCCCCACGCAUGUCCGCGCUGCGGCAAGGGUUUCAAGCACAGCUUCAACCUAGCCAACCACCUGCGCUCGCACACCGGGGAGCGGCCCUACCGCUGCUCUGCCUGCCCCAAGGGGUUCCGCGACUCCACCGGCCUGCUGCACCACCAGGUCGUCCACACUGGUGAGAAACCCUACUGCUGCCUGGUCUGCGAGCUCCGCUUCUCCUCACGCUCCAGCCUGGGCCGCCACCUCAAGCGCCAGCACCGUGGGGUUCUCCCCUCUCCCCUGCAGCCCGGCCCUGGCCUGCCCGCCUUGAGUGCGCCCUGCUCCGUCUGCUGCAAUGUGGGGCCCUGCUCGGUGUGCGGGGGCUCAGGGGCCGGCGGCGGAGAGGGCCCCGAGGGGGCAGGCGCGGGUCUGGGCAGCUGGGGGCUGGCAGAGGCGGCAGCUGCGGCCGCGGCCUCCUUGCCCCCAUUUGCGUGCGGCGCCUGCGCGCGGCGCUUCGACCACGGCCGCGAGCUGGCGGCCCACUGGGCGGCGCACACCGACGUGAAGCCCUUCAAGUGCCCGCGCUGCGAGCGCGACUUCAACGCGCCCGCGCUGCUGGAGCGGCACAAGCUGACGCACGACCUGCAGGGCCCGGGCGCGCCCCCAGCGCAGGCCUGGGCCGCGGGGCCAGGCGCAGGGCCCGAGACGGCGGGCGAAGGCACCGCUGCGGAGGCGGGCGACGCUCCUCUGGCUUCGGACCGCAGGCUGCUCCUGGGCCCCGCGGGGGGCGGCGUGCCCAAGCUCGGGGGGCUGCUCCCCGAGGGCGGUGGGGAGGCGCCUGCACCUGCGGCGGCCGCCGAGCCCUCGGAAGACACCCUGUACCAGUGCGACUGCGGGACCUUCUUUGCGUCGGCCGCGGCCCUGGCCAGUCACCUGGAGGCCCACUCGGGCCCGGCCACCUACGGCUGCGGCCACUGCGGGGCUCUGUACGCGGCGCUGGCCGCCUUGGAGGAGCACCGGCGGGUCAGCCACGGUGAGGGCGGCGGGGAGGAGGCGGCGACCGCCGCCCGGGAAAGGGAACCGGCGUCCGGGGAACCCCCGUCUGGCUCCGGCCGCGGCAAGAAGAUCUUCGGCUGCUCCGAGUGCGAGAAGCUGUUCCGCUCACCGCGAGACCUGGAGCGGCACGUGCUGGUGCACACUGGCGAGAAGCCGUUCCCGUGCCUGGAGUGCGGCAAGUUCUUCCGCCACGAGUGCUACCUCAAGCGCCACCGGCUGCUGCACGGCACCGAGCGGCCCUUCCCUUGCCACAUCUGCGGCAAGGGCUUCAUCACGCUCAGCAACCUCUCCAGGCACCUGAAGCUGCACCGGGGCAUGGACUGACUGCCAGGCUGCGUGCGCCCUGCCCUCCACCCAGCCUCCUGGACUCGGCCUGGACCAGGGGACCUCGGGACUGCGCGUGAGGCCCCGGCCCUCCAAAUCCAAAUCCAGACGCAGGCCCUGAAAUGAGGGGACCCUGACUGGAGAGGUGGGGGCCACCAAAAACCCACAAAGGCCCCGGAGCUGGGGGACCACAAACAAACAGGGUCCUUAGCUGGGGCAGGGGAGCCCAAAUCUAGGGAGAGACUCCUGAGCCUGAGGUCCCUGGAAUGAGUGUGGGUAGCCGUAAGUCCCCAAGACAUGGGGACUUUGCAGUGAGCAAUGGGUCUCCACAAGUACCUCUCAUCUUGAGAGCCCUAAUACUAAAAGAUGGGCACCCACCCCCACCAAGGGAAGACUGCCCCAUUCCCUGAGAGCCAUCAUUCCUAACGACCUUGAUCUGGAGAAUGUGGAGGGAGCAUGUCCCUGAAUUUUCCUAGAUCCCUCCAAAUGCCACCCACCAGAGUCACUGGUGACCCCAGAAAAUGGAUAUAGCCGAAAUCUGCCUUUCCCCUUUUUCAUUCCCUGUGCUGAAAGAGGGACCAGGGUAGAUGCCCCCUGCCCUCGAAUCCCCCCUCCCCGACUGUGGAAUGGAUCGACCCUAACGAUCUUCCCCGCCCCAAACACUAGAAUAGACUGGCCUGAAAUCCCCUUGCCCAGUAGAAUGGACUGAUCUAUGUGCACACACCCCCAUCACAUGGAAUGGGCUGGUCUAGGCUGUGGCCUGCCACCUUCCUUAGAGUGAAUAGGGCGGACACUCCUCUCUUUUCCUGUAGCGUGUGGACCGGUCCACGCAAUUCUUUAUCCUGUGAACUCAUCUGAGUGGGAGGUGGUGGACACUGGGGUUUCCUUCCCUCUCUCCGUAGCAUCCGUUGGUCUUUCUCUCCAUCUCUGUUGGUUUGUCUGUCUCUGUCUUCCUCCCAAUCCCUAGGGGAAGGGGGCAUUUGGCUAGGGGGUGCCCCUGUGAGCCUCGACCUUGCCCCCUCGUCCCUCUCCCCAGUGUUUCCAGGACCCCCAAUAAACCUUGUCCUGUCAGUC
Molecule: messenger RNA, 4217 nt
Organism: Homo sapiens (human)
Lineage: Eukaryota; Metazoa; Chordata; Mammalia; Primates; Hominidae
Gene: FIZ1
Product: FLT3 interacting zinc finger 1
Exons: 2
Coding region: 1653-3143 (496 amino acids)
Cellular component (GO): cytoplasm; nucleus; chromatin
Molecular function (GO): receptor tyrosine kinase binding
Source: RefSeq, a predicted model, not a curated record